AUGUCCCCACAGAGCCAGGUUCCCGCCCAUAGCAAGGGCUCAUGGACAAGUUUCCUAAAGGCAUGCAACCCCCCAUUUUCGAUCGCCUCCUUUAAUGGUGAUCUAUCCUCGCUGACUGCUCCUCCCUUUAUCCUCUCUACUACCUCCCUCACCGAGUACUCUGCCUACUGGGCCGAGCACCCUACCCUAUUUGUGGCACCAGCCAAGGAGGCCGAUCCCGCGAAGCGUGCUCUCCUGGUUCUCAAGUGGUUCCUCAGCACACUGCACCAGCAAUACUGCAGCCGUAGUGAGAAGCUUGGUAGUGAGAAGAAACCUUUGAACCCCUUCUUAGGAGAGCUGUUUAUCGGUAAAUGGGACGGCAACGCGGAAGUAGGGGAGACUGUCUUGGUCAGUGAGCAAGUCAGCCACCAUCCUCCGGCCACAGCCUACGCGAUCCGCAAUGAGAAGAACGGCGUUCAGCUGCAAGGAUAUAACGCGCAGAAGGCCUCUUUUUCUAGUACUAUCCUCGUAAAGCAAAUUGGCCAUGCGCUGUACACGCUCACCCCGCCCGGAUCCGACGAGAAGGAGCAAUACCUGAUCACGCUUCCCAGCCUACACAUCGAAUCGCUGAUCUACGGCUCGCCCUUCGUCGAACUGGAAAAGUCGACCAAGAUAGUCAGCAGCUCCGGCUAUGUCGCCAAGAUCGACUAUUCCGGCAAGGGCUGGUUGAGCGGCAAGAAGAAUACUUUCAGCGCGAGCCUGUUUAAGGAGAGCGAGGGUGAGAAGCACCCCCUCUACACGGUAGAGGGCCAGUGGUCGGACAAGUUCUCUAUCAAGGAUGCCCGCACCAAGAACGUCGUCGAUACCUGGAACUCCAAGGAGAACCCCGUCACCCCGCUAGGCCUCGCUCCCCUCGAGCAACAGGAUCUGUACGAGAGCCGACGUGCCUGGAGCAACGUGGCCGCCAACAUCCAGAAGGGAGACAUGGAUGCUGUGUCCGGAUACAAGUCGCGCAUUGAGACUGCUCAGCGCGAGCAGCGCCGCCUUGAGAAGGAGGAGGGCCGCGAGUGGGAGCGCCGUUUCUUCAGCCGUAUUGAUGAGAGUGCCGACGACCCCCAGAUCCAGCGUCUUGCUAAAUUGGCUGAUCUCACUUUCGAGACUGAUAAGACUGGCGGUAUCUGGCGCUUCGAUGCUCAGAAGGCUCUUGGCGCUCAGCCGCCUUACCACAAGGUUGGCGGCGUGGGUCUCGGUCUCGCUGAGUAA
This is a messenger RNA of Penicillium robsamsonii, 1242 nucleotides long. RefSeq names its product OSBP family protein. Gene Ontology annotation, cellular component: membrane; cytosol; intracellular membrane-bounded organelle. Gene Ontology annotation, biological process: exocytosis; piecemeal microautophagy of the nucleus; maintenance of cell polarity. NCBI's taxonomy places the organism in Eukaryota, Fungi, Ascomycota, Eurotiomycetes, Eurotiales, Aspergillaceae. The transcript has 4 exons. Bases 1 to 1242 code for a protein of 413 amino acids. Gene Ontology annotation, molecular function: oxysterol binding. The record is from RefSeq and is a predicted model, not a curated record.